Rhagoletis zephyria (snowberry fruit fly) is the source of this 6492-nucleotide messenger RNA. RefSeq names its product brefeldin A-inhibited guanine nucleotide-exchange protein 3. Gene Ontology annotation, molecular function: guanyl-nucleotide exchange factor activity. The record is from RefSeq and is a predicted model, not a curated record. Gene Ontology annotation, biological process: regulation of ARF protein signal transduction. Lineage: Eukaryota; Metazoa; Arthropoda; Insecta; Diptera; Tephritidae.
CGUAUAAUUAAGGAUGAACGUUUUUACAUCGGCCUCGAACCAGAGGAUGAUUCUGUAUGGUUGCCCGCACAGUUGCUCCGCGCCACAAGUGGAAUUUUACCCACAACCAGUAGCGAGGAGACCGUUAUCAAUGUUCUACGCUUAUUUUUGGCUAUGGCUUGCUCACCUGCGUGCACACUAAAUGGUCGUCUUCUCAUCGAAACACUUUCACGUUGCGGCGAGUGUUGGGAGUUGGGCUCACGUGCCACCAAAGCCGCCUCGCUGGCAGCAGCAUCACAAUGCUUGCGCACUUUUUGCGCAUUUCUCAUUGAGGAGGCCGAAGAGGUGAAAAAAACUGCACCACCCGGUCUAAUGACACAGACACAAGCAUCAGCGGUGUACAACGAAGUGAUACCGGUAAUGCAAUGGCUAUGCAGUCGUUUGGUAGAGCCGGCGGCGAGUGGUUCGCCCAACAAAAAACCCGAGAAUAAUUGCUCCCUAUACUUAACUGAAUGCAUUUUGACACUGACGUCCGCGUUGCCACGAAAUGUUCAUGCAAAUCCACAUUUUACAUCAUUCCUAUGGCAGAAAUUUUGCCCAACUCUGGCCGCAGCAUUGGGUUCGCCAGGCCGUAUUAAUUUGGACAAAAAAUUUACUUACAAAGAUGCACUAAACUUGAUUGAAAACGAAGCACGUGGCUUUUUUACUGGUCCCGGCUUAGAUGGUCCCCAAGCCCGUUGCGUGUACUUAACUGGAAUUCAGCUGCUGCGGAUUGCGGGAGCUUAUGGUUCACUGCGACCCAUGUUGGAAGCACUCUUCCAUCGCAUGCUUCUGCUGCCAUCGCCACAAAAUCGCACCGAGCCACUGAAAUGUGUUCGUGAAAUAUUAAAAAGUCCGGAGCGUUUAAUAGACCUAGCGGUUAUUUUGUACGUUGAUAAAAAUACUGGCCAAGGAUGUAGUGAUGAAAUGGCAUUAUUUCGGCUUAUGAUUGAUGCAAUGGAAGAGUGUGCUUAUGGCGUCAGUGCUGGUUCCGGAGUAGAGGCAGGCUUACAGGCAAGCGUAGAAUGCAUGGUCGCCCUACUGGACAGUUUACAAAUUCUCUGCAGUGGUGAACUCACUGAAUCGAUGAUAAGCGAUCAGAUUGUGAACACCGUAAACAGUCGUCAUGAAACAUUAAAGGAUGCCGAUUAUACAGGCCCAUUAACAUACCAAUCGAUGGCACGUCUGCCCGCGCCAUACCGUGAUGCGAUUGUAGAGUUUCGUCAGAGUGUAUUUGAAACCUCCUCCGGCUCAGACAGUGACGGUGACCAUCCUGAACACGAUGCAGCUUCGAAUGGUUCGGGUGAUACAGAGGGGCCUGAAGAGGAGGAACAAUCAACUUCGAGCGAUGAAACAUCACGCGUGGAAAACCGAUGGCCCUACACACAUCUCGAGGCUCCUGUCAUACCAGUACGAACCGACAUCGACAAUGAUCGGCAACACGCGCGGGAUUUUUCAAAAGCGUUGAGAAAAGAUUUGGUGCCAAAACUUUUGCAUUUGCGCUCGUGUAUUGAAGUUGACGAGGCCAUGCAAGAAUUUGCAUCGGUCGUGUGUCAAGAAAACACAAUGAACUUCUCAGAUUUCGACUACCACCUGACGGCCAUCAAUGCCGAUGGCAUUUACUUAGCGAUUUAUUCGUCGUUGUUACUCAGCCUACAACUAACAAAGGCUGGCUACUAUGACGACCCACAGAAGGAGAUAUUGAUUCCGAUGUCGGAGCAGCAAUUUGUUACAUCUGUCCAGAACACUGGUGUUUUGGUGUACCUUUCGUCUCCUUGGCUCUGUGAAUUAUACCAGUCCAUAUUGGUCUCGAAUGUUCUAGAAGCGAUGAGUAGGGAGGAAUUGGAAGGUACCAAUUCACGAAGUGCACUGGUGGAUAUGCUUUGUGAUGCUGGUGGGUUGGGACCCACGCAGAUGCUCUCCGAGUGGCAGCGUUUACAGAUGGCCAAUAUUAAGUAUACCGAUGAACAGGAUAAUAAACGACGUGAGGCUGCCAAGAAACUGUGUCGGCGCCUACUAACCUGCUGCUGGGACUCUAUGGUUAUAGUUUUGAGUUCGGGUCUAGGUGAUCUAUCGUGUAACAAUUCAAAUAAAUUGGUGGCCUUGUCGAAACGUACACUGCGUGUCAAAGCAAAGGCCAAAAACUCCAAUGGAGAGGCGUUAUAUGCAAUGUGUCUAGAUGGUUUACAUUCGGCGGCCACCUUAAGUAACAGCUUGAAUUUGCAACAUUUGGCAGGGAAAAUUCUGGGCCUGCUGGCAUCAAAUGUGUGCCAGACCAACGGACCGAGAAUAUCAGCUAGUCAAGCGAUGUCAAUGGAUGUGGUGUUGAACGGCGGCUUGAAUUUGGGUUCUUAUAGCUCGGAUUGUUGGCAAUCUGUAUUUGCGGUUUGCCGGCACGUCAGCCAAUUGGAACAUGACAUUUUCAGUUUGCAAAAUUCAGCGGUAGGCACGUCGCCGGGUACAGGACGUCGCGAUAUGGAGACUGGCGAAAAGCUAAAUAAUGCUUGCCAAAAUGAUAAGCUGAACUUGUCCUCACUACCCAUAGAUGACGACGAAACCUGCGUGGAUGUCUACAGUUUUCUUCAAGCACCUCUACAAAGCCCUAAUACUAAUAUUACAUCCAUUCUGAAGGUUUAUUCUGGCACUAAUGAAACUGUAUUACUAAGUCAGGGUGAUACCUCAAAAGUCUUGUGCGCCCUAUCCCACCAGGCUGAAAAUCUUUUUUCUGAUGCCGCUGAGCGUUUGAGUCUACCAUCACUUUGUCAGUUUCUGAAGAACCUGUGUAAAGCUUCUCGUGAACAGCUCUAUAAAAAUAAUGUUACGCGCAAAGGCACCCGUAUUUGGUGGCCCAGCAAAGGUUGGAAAAAAAUGGACACGCUUCCGAUGUCGCUUUUAUUGCAUCGAAUCGGUGACGUUACUUUAAAGGUGUUCAAAAGUUCCAGACCUCUUUUGCAUAUACUUAAGGUGUGGGCAAUAACGGGGCCUCAUCUAAUGGACGCUUCUUGCCACCGAGAUCGUGUGAUAUCCAAAAGGGCCAUCGAAUAUAUACAUGACAUAAUAACGGCACUCUUAGUGGAGCAAUCUGAGCUGCCACAUUUUCACUUUAACGAGGCACUGCUAAAGCCAUUCGAAAAUCUUUUGAGCAUGGACACUUGUGAUGCAGACGUACAGGAUCAAAUUGUGGCCUGCUUGUAUGAAAUAGUUGAAGCGCAUCGAACGGAAAUCCGUUCAGGUUGGCGCCCACUUUUCGGAACAUUACGCAAUGCUCGCAGCCGUAUGCUUAAUAUGAGUAAUAUUAUCGAUAUCUUCAGAGUCUUCCUCGAUUCCGAUAAUACUUUAGUAUUCGCUAAUGCCGGAUUGGAUUGUAUACUCUGCUUGUUAUCCUACCUGGAGAUUUCAGGCGGUGGAACAUCUAAUAGCAAUUCAAGCAGCGAAGAUGAGAACAACUUUCGACCCACGGAGUUUUUGCACGAAACUUUGCGAUUCUUGGAGCGCUGUUCGUCUAUUUUAGGAUUUAUGUAUAAUAUGCCGAAAUGUCCAAACUUUCAUUCAACAUACAAAAUUAAAGGCAUCUCCUAUACACACAUAAUCGACGCAAACAUUCCAAAUUCAAUGGAAAAUUUCACCUACUUUGGCAAUGAUUAUUUACAAACGAAAAAUGAACAGCACAUGAUCUCGUAUCGUUCACUGCAUAUCGACAAAGAUACAAUUGUGAAAAUUGAUGAAAUGGAUAAACCCUCAGGGGUGUUAAAAGUUUGGUUCCUCUUGCUGGACGGCUUGACCAACUCACUUAUCGUUUGCCCUUAUUCACAUCAAGCGCCAAUCCUUCAGACAAUUUUUAAACUAUUUAAAAAUCUCCUCGCCAGUCCCGGUAUGGACUUCGGGUUCUACUGCAUAAACCACCUGUUGAUACCGAUGAUUCAAGACUGGCUACGUUACAUAAAUAAAACUGGUGCUCCAUGGUCAUUAAUUGAGAAAAACUUUAAGCACUGUUGCUGCAUGACCACCGAUUUGGUUGUGGAAUUCAUCGAGAAAUCGGUAACUGAUAGCCGAAAACAGUGCGUUAUGAAAACACGCGUAACUCAAAUUGUGCACACAGCGCCCAACCCAACCGCGGGCAGUAGCGCUACUAGCAAUAGUAAUACUGAAAAUUCUUUGUAUUCUAAAUUGAAAUUCGUAACCGAACGAGUUGAUAAUAAUGACAAUACUCAACACACAAAUCAAUAUGAUAGUUCCUCUUCGAGCGAGGAAAGUGGAGCAAAUGUAAUUGAUUCGCCAACGAAAAUAUCCGGAUCGGCGACAUUGGCGCUGAAACAGCUGCUGCUCGUUUUAAUUGAAUGUGCCGCGCAGGCGCAGGAGUCGGUGGCACGAGUCGGCGUAUCGUGCCUAAAGCACGUCAUCUUAUCCACUGGAAUGCUGUUCAAUGAGUCACAAUGGAUGAUUGCAUGUUCGGCCAUUCAUCGCGCCUGCACAGUGACCAUCGCUCCACUGCGGCAAUUGUCGUUCGCCUUCCAUGAGAAGUCGAAUAGUUUUUAUGGUGACUGCGCCAAUGUCAAGGUGGCAGCUCGACGCGAUAGUACCGUGGACGAAUUGACUCGCAUCUACUCAUUAGCGCAACAGGUAUUUCUUUCCGAUAAUCAACGAGAGCCGACCCCGAAGGUAACUAGCCACUUGGAUAAACAUUUGACCGAUGAACGCAGCUAUUCAUUCCUAUUAUAUCCGUUAAACAAUGGAUUCAAUUCGAAUCUGGAUAACUUUGUGAUUCGCAUACCAUUCAAAAAUUUGGUAGUUGGCUUGUUAGCCAAUCAAAUGCUAUUGCAAUUAGUUGCGAAGCUUUUACUAUCCCGCCUAAAGUGUGUACCACAGGCGGUGUCCACGUGCAUUUUCGACAAUUAUGCAACUUCAGCAUCUAGUCACGACUACGACUUGGACUUCCGAUCCAAGGAAAUUUUACUGCGUUGCGUCAAACAGUAUUUGACGAGUUCGCUUGAAUUUGACUCCCGCCCUGGUCUUAAGUUUCUAAUGCAGAAGGUAUCCAACAUCGAGUAUGCAGCAAAUUUAUACAAACAAAUGACUUCAUCGUGGAUGAUCUACUACAUUGCUUUAGUGGAUUCGUAUUUAAAUGAUAUUGUAGUCUAUAAUCUGGGACCAGAGGACUUGAAUUUUAUACUGGAAUCCUGCUCGCGCCUCAAUACAACAACCGUUAAGAAGAAGGAGAAUUUUGUACGUUAUUUGUUUUGUCUACAGGACGCUUGGAACCUAGUGUGCGAAUUGUAUUUGAAUAACUCAGCAAUGCAUGAUAUCGAGAAUGGAAAACUGCGCACCGGAGAUGGUAGUGAGAAGCGCAUUCUAACACAACACAAACAUAUAAACGCCAAACCGAUGCGCAUAUCCAUUAACAGUAAUUGUGACAAUGUCAGCACGUCCAGUCAUUCGGAAACGACGGAUACCUCGCCCAAUAAAAGCAUUCAACUGGAGGAGGAAAAUGUCACAAUGACAACAUUGAUUAGCGAAUUUCAACCGAAAAGCCGUAACAAUCCCUUCGAUACGAAUCGCCCGCAGAAAUGUGAAUCGGAAACGAUUUCACCGGAAAUCGAACAACAACGUGCAUCCAGCAUACUUAAGGAUUCGAAUUAUAAGAAAGCUGCUUUGGCACAACUUGUUGUGGCAUCCAUGGAGUUGCUGCGUUCUUUGCCCGGCGAGGCCGAGGAGAAUCUUAAACUUUUAAUGACACCAACUAUACGUGAAGCCUUUCGGCUAGUACAGUUGCAAGGCAAUGAAUUGAAAGUUAAUCAAUUUUAGGCUAUGCUUGUUGAGUUUUAUUUUGAUUUGUAAAAAAUUCAUUGAGGCCGAUUUGAUUAUGGGACUAGCAAUGGAAUUGAUAUAUAGUACUUAUGUAUGUAGAACAGAAGUAUCUAAGACGACUGAAAGAUAAUCAUGCUGUCCAUAUACAUCAUUAAUCCAUAAAUGCAUACAUACCUACAUACAUAUACAUAUACAUGCAUAACUACAUACAUAUUAAGCAUACAUAAGUAUAUACAUACAAGCUUUUACAUAUUUAAUUACAUAUGCCUGUACUAUGUUUAGGUAUAUAUGCACAUACAUAUAUAUAUAUACACAUACUCUACAAAUAUCAUAUAUAAUAUGUAUUCAUAUUUACGUAAAUAAUAUUCAUAAAUACAUGCAUGCAUACGUACACAUACAUAUGUGGCAUUCUUCGUCAACUGAAGCCCCCAUAUCACCAAAAUUGGUUCGGGCGAGAAAGGGGGUUAUAUUCUUAAAAAAAACGGUAAAAAGUUUUUUUUUUUUAAAAUUAUGAGUGGCGUUUUUUGAGUCCAAUAUGGCGGAAAAGUUUUUAAUUUAUGGAAUUCGCUCGAAACCUGUCACUAGAGGUUUUUUGCUGUCGCUGAUUAUGAAUAUGACCAUGAAUUUUUUAAAUUCAAAAUGACGGAAAUUAAAAAAAAAACAAAAUGU